AGAAGGUACGUCAGCUGUUUUGUUAGAGCCGUAGUGCGUGUGUUGGGAAUGGUGUAUUGUUGACUGCAGGGGCAUUUCGCAGUUCGUAGAUUCGAUCAUAUUCCUUUGUUUAUUUGCCGCGAAUUAGAAAUCAGUAUCGAACAUAGCAGGCACUUUGUUAGUAAGUGAAAUAUUUUCGGGAGUAGGAUCGAGCUAGGUAAAACGGCGUUAGUGGUAAAGGAACACCUCGCAAUUUUAUCGUUCGGUCUGAACCCGUCGGUCGAAUUGAUUCUCUGAGAGAACGGAGUUGUGAGUUCGCAAAGGCAGUCGGUCCGAUUACGUCGCUGUUCUGGCGACCACUCUGGGAAGCUUUCGAGACUUUCGUCUUUCUGGAACGGACUGUGGUUGUGAUUCCAGAGUCGAAAAAUAUGGCACAACCAACAAGCAGCGCGUUACGGGCCCUUGCCCUCGAAUACAAAAGCCUUCAGGAAGAACCUGUCGAAGGUUUUCGCGUGAAGCUCGUUAACGAGGACAACAUGUUCGAGUGGGAAGUCGCGAUCUUCGGUCCUCCAGACACGCUUUAUCAAGGAGGCUAUUUUAAGGCACACAUGAAGUUCCCACCAGAUUAUCCGUACAGUCCGCCAAGUAUUCGGUUCAUGACGAAAGUUUGGCAUCCGAACGUAUACGAGAACGGAGAUCUCUGCAUAUCUAUCUUGCAUCCACCGGUAGACGAUCCACAGAGCGGUGAACUGCCAUGCGAGAGGUGGAACCCAACGCAGAAUGUUAGGACGAUCUUGCUGUCAGUGAUCUCACUCUUGAACGAGCCCAACACAUAUAGCCCCGCCAAUGUAGAUGCCUCGGUGAUGUACCGACGCUGGCGUGACUCCAAGGGGAGAGAUAAAGAGUAUGAAAAUAUCAUAAGGAAACAAGCUCAAGCUGCCAAGAUGGAGGCCGAGAAGGAAGGUAUCGUAGUACCAGUAACAUUGGAGGAUUAUUGCAUAAAGACACGUGCAAGGCCAGCCGAACAACAGUUGGAUAUGACGGAUUUCUACGACGACGAAUACGAAUUAGACGACGACGAGGAUGAACAACUUAGCGCCAGUGAUUACGAAGAUGGCGACGAUAGCGGAAACGGAGAGUCGUGAUCCAUUUCUUAAGAUUAUAAAUUACGCGAAACGCUAAUUAUUACCAGUUCUGUAUAGAUUAAUAAAUUAAUGAGCUUCUAAACCGGA
Vespa velutina is the source of this 1211-nucleotide messenger RNA. RefSeq names its product ubiquitin-conjugating enzyme E2 R2. Gene Ontology annotation, biological process: ubiquitin-dependent protein catabolic process; protein polyubiquitination. NCBI's taxonomy places the organism in Eukaryota, Metazoa, Arthropoda, Insecta, Hymenoptera, Vespidae. Gene Ontology annotation, molecular function: ubiquitin conjugating enzyme activity. The record is from RefSeq and is a predicted model, not a curated record. The transcript is spliced from 5 exons. Bases 408 to 1124 code for a protein of 238 amino acids.